CAAAUUCAUUUAUUUGGUCACAAUACACAAUAUUAAAUUUAUUAGGAUAUAAACUGUAUUAUUAUUGUCCAUUUUUGCAUGAAUUUCGAACCGUAAUGGAUUGGAUGUGGACUGAUUCAUCUUUAACAAUUAUGGAAUGGUUUAAAAUGGAUGAACUGUUUGCCCAUGUCUGUUGUGUAAAGUGCAUUUGUAAUUUUCGCAAAAAGUUUGAUACUGAACGAGGAGAAAAAUUAUUGAGGACAUUCAAAUUAUUAAUUGGCGGCGGAAUCAUAAUAACAAUAAUAGCAAUAAUAAUCUUUCCAAUUGCAUGGUUUUCCAUGUCCGUAAGUUUACCAGAUACACCAUCAUCAAUAGAAUUAAUUAUUAAAUUCGGAGAAGAUUCAACUGUAUUUAACACCAAAUCAGAUGAUGUACAAAGGUUAGAUAGUACAGACUUUAGACUGAUGAAAGAAUUAUACAUGAACUCACCAAGUAAUAAUAAAGCAUCCAUCAUGGAAUUUCUACAACAAUACGAAUUUGAUGAACUAAGCUCAAUUAAUGUAAUACCACAGUCAAUUAAUACAUGGCCCAUUUCACCUUAUGAAUUCAAUAAGCUUAAAACAAUUAUUGAUACAAGUUCCAGUAUAAAAGUUUCAGCAGAAUGGUUAUUAACACAUCACAAUGGUAUGAAAAUUAGUAAAGGCAAAAAUAUUGUGAUGAUGGAUAAAUAUAAACAUUCUGAACUGAACAAAUGUUUAAAUGUAUUAAAAACCAAUAUAACUGAGAUACCUGGCAAAUGUAAACAACUAGUAGUAAACAACUUAAUACCAAAAUUUUUAGCACUUCAUUUAAAAACUUCAGAGGCAGAAGUGAAAUCAGAAUUAAUAAUACACAAUCAAGAUAAUCCAUACAUGGACAUAGGUCUAACAUUCAAUUAUGACUCAACUAAAUUUACUUACUGGUGGGGCAUGAUAGAACUAUGCCCAAGUGAUGUAAGUUCAAUAUAUUUAAAAAAAAUGCCAUAUUCUUCUUGCACCGAUAAUGAAAAUAAAUCAACAUCUGAUACCAAUAUCAUGUACAAUAUAUAUGUGUUCAGUGAUAGAUAUUCAAGCACAUUACAAUAUUUAGAUGAUAAAGGAAUAAUUGGCUUAUAUACAAUCAUAGUAGUUUACUUUGGAUAUAAACUGGCGUUUGACAUAUUUAGAUCUUUUAAGUUCAAGUUGGGCUACACUGAAACACCUUAUCCAGAUCGUAUACUACAAGUAAAAAGAAAGUUUAUAAACUAA
Molecule: messenger RNA, 1265 nt
Organism: Sipha flava (yellow sugarcane aphid)
Lineage: Eukaryota; Metazoa; Arthropoda; Insecta; Hemiptera; Aphididae
Product: piezo-type mechanosensitive ion channel component-like
Exons: 7
Coding region: 96-1265 (389 amino acids)
Biological process (GO): regulation of membrane potential; cellular response to mechanical stimulus; detection of mechanical stimulus
Cellular component (GO): membrane
Molecular function (GO): monoatomic cation channel activity; mechanosensitive monoatomic ion channel activity
Source: RefSeq, a predicted model, not a curated record